This is a messenger RNA of Ailuropoda melanoleuca (giant panda), 8413 nucleotides long. RefSeq names its product AU RNA binding methylglutaconyl-CoA hydratase (gene AUH). Gene Ontology annotation, molecular function: enoyl-CoA hydratase activity. The record is from RefSeq and is a predicted model, not a curated record. The transcript is spliced from 12 exons. Bases 43 to 1302 code for a protein of 419 amino acids. Gene Ontology annotation, cellular component: mitochondrion. Gene Ontology annotation, biological process: fatty acid beta-oxidation. NCBI's taxonomy places the organism in Eukaryota, Metazoa, Chordata, Mammalia, Carnivora, Ursidae.
GGGCGGGGCAGUAGCCGCAGGCCCACGCCGUAAACAGACAAGAUGGCGGCGGCGGCGGUGGCGGCGCCUGGGGCCUUGGGCACAUUGCAGGCCGGCCGCGCUCGCUUGGUGGCCGCUUGCUCUGCGAGGCUUGGCCCCGGGUGGAGGCUGCCCGGCUCCUUAAUGGGCUCGCGGGUCGCCCCGGCGAUAUGGGCCCGGGGCUGGGCGUCCGCGGCCGGGGGCUCGGCCCCACGGAGGGGCUACAGCUCUGAGGUGAAGACGGAGGACGAGCUGCGGGUGCGGUACCUGGAGGAGGAGAAUCGAGGAAUUGUGGUGCUUGGAAUAAACAGAGCUUAUGCCAAAAAUUCAUUCAGUAAAAAUCUGAUAAAAAUGCUCUCAAAAGCUGUGGAUGCUUUAAAAUCUGAUAAGAAAGUGAGGACCAUAAUAGUCAGGAGUGAAGUCCCAGGGAUAUUCUGUGCUGGUGCUGACCUUAAGGAGAGAGUGAAAAUGAAUCCCAGUGAAGUUGGUCCUUUUGUCUCCAAAAUAAGAGCAGUGAUUAAUGAGAUCGCUAAUCUUCCAGUGCCAACAAUUGCAGCAAUAGAUGGACUUGCUUUGGGUGGUGGCCUUGAGCUGGCUCUAGCAUGUGAUAUACGCGUAGCAGCUUCUUCUGCAAAAAUGGGCUUGGUUGAAACAAAGUUGGCAAUUAUUCCUGGUGGAGGUAUGAACUGUUCACACCCAUUGAUUUAUUCCCAACAACAGGGCAUAAGGCAAAAGGAUGUUAUUGAAAAGGCAGCAUUUUGGGGCAGGAACUGUACAUCUUUCAUUGUGACAGACUGCCAUCACAUGAAUAAAACAUUUCAUGUACAAGAAUGUUAUAGGGGAACACAGCGCCUGCCACGCGCAAUCGGCAUGUCCCUGGCCAAAGAGCUCAUCUUCUCUGCACGUGUGCUCGAUGGCCAAGAAGCCAAAGCCGUGGGCUUGAUCAGCCAUGUUCUAGAACAGAACCAGGAGGGGGAUGCUGCCUACUGCAAGGCCUUGGACCUCGCAAGAGAGUUUUUACCUCAGGGACCUGUUGCAAUGAGAGUGGCAAAAUUAGCAAUUAAUCAAGGGAUGGAGGUUGAUUUAGUAACAGGAUUAGCCAUAGAAGAAGCUUGUUAUGCUCAGAUGAAUCCUCAAGGCAGUGUGAGAGCAGGGCGCCUGACGGGGAGAAUUGACGCCGAGGACAGCCCAACACACAUACAUCAGGUGGUCGGGGUUGGGCCUUGUGGCCCCCAUGCACGCAGCGCGAGCCUCGUGAGGCAAGGGUGCCAGACUCCAAUUUGAAAAUCUCCGGCAGCUUAUCUUCAAGCAAGUUGAAUCCAAUCGCUUCCUGACUCAUUGUCUCAUCAACAUGCGGAAGUUUUUGAAGAGAAACCCUCUUAACUACUCGCCCGAGGGAGUCCUGGCAGCAGCAUGGCCGGUCUGUCGUCCCGCAGGACGCGGGGGAGGCCGAGGUGAUGGGGACACUGGAGGCCAGGCUGGCCGUGCGUGGCAGCAGAGCAUGGAUAGGACUCCGAUUUACGCCUCUCUUUGGUUGUUGUCUGACCCAGGGAACCUGGAACGUUGUCAGCAUUAUCAAGUCAGACUUUAUUGUUUGUCUUUAAACCAAGAAAGCACAAAAUGCCCUUUUCCUUGUUGCUCCAUCCAGUUUUAAUUUGAUAAUCCGCCCCCACCCCAAUCAAUCUAAUGCCAGAGGAAUGCCAGGCAGGGUCCCUAGAGGCUGAAAUGCCCUUUCUACAAGAUAAGAGGUUAAAGAAGAACCAGAAAUAUACUAUAAAGCCUCAUGGGGGGGGGUAGAAAAAUAUGCAAAACGUCUUUAAAUGUGUGAAAAAUCUGUAGAGGUGGGGUACAUGGAGUUCAGACCGUUUUCCUAUUGAGACCUGCCACGUUCCGCCGUCGAGGUCGGGCUGGGUCAGUCCUGAGGCUGGCACCGGACACCAUGAAAUCUCAGGGCGGCUCCCCUGGCCACCCUAAUGCAUCACUCUCCCCUCCUUUCCGAGUCCAGGGGCCUCUUCAGCUGUGCUUGAGCCGGCCUUCCCACAUGGAAUCCGCUUCUCCAAGCUAGGCUGUGUUUUCUAGCUCAUGGUGACACCAGACACUUGAUUUCCAUUUGCAGGGUUGAUUGUCCUAUUUACUGUCACUCCUGGGAGCUUAGUUUCAUUUCAGGGCCGGCUUUCCUCUGCGUGAUGGAGUCACCCAAAGCCUCCUGGCUAGCCCGCUUCCAGCCGUCUGGUGAACCAGCGCGUCGUCCUCUCUCCCGGGCCUUGCAGCGUCAAGCCCAAGACCCAGAGGCCAAGCCUGACAAGUGGUUAGUUUCCCCCCUCGAGCGCCUGCCUCCAGCCAGUGUGACCGGUCUGUACUCAGCAUUUUACAACCAGCACGUCUCUGCAUUCCUGAAAUCCCAGGGAGAAUCUCAAAAUAGAAUAAGAAAUGAGAAUUUAAAUUAGAAACAACAGCCCCUGCACAGGCUGCCAGCUUUGGGGGCAGAGGGGGUCUUGCCUCCUCCUCCCCAGGAUGGUCCUGGUUUUCUACAGAGUGUUGCAAUGUGGGAGCCACCCUCGGGCACGCGGGACUCGGACAGGCCUAUUGGAAAGGGAAGCGGGUGUCUAGUGGCUGAGGUUGGAGUCAGGAUCGCCAUGCCUUGUGAAGCAGGAGAAAGCCACCCAGGUCCCUCAGCGUCAUUCAGCGCAAUGGCUAAACCACCUUCCUUCCAGCCGCCGAAUGAGAGGAAAGGGAGCCAUGGGGAAACAGAGCCAUGGGGGUAGGAAAUUCAGAUUGGCUGAUUUGCCUCGUCUUGGGUCUGUGGUGUUUUACUGUGACCUGAACGCUUAGAGGAAUUCGAGAUGGGUCACACUGCAGAAGAUAGUCUCCUUUGCUGCUGGGAAGGGAAUAUAGAGCUCUGUCUCUGACUGUGGUCUGUGUCACCCACUGGCGAGUGGCCCCAAUCAGGGUAAGGCCCCAAUCAGGGCUGCCUGUGGGAAGGCAUCCUCUGGAAGGUGGCUCCUCCCUAGCCCCGCCCUCCCGGCCCCGGGAGGAUUCUGGACUCGGCUCUGCCUGGACCUGUGUCUGGCCCAGGCUCGUGAGGCUCCAGUUAAAAAGUCUCCUGGAGAGAUGGCACCCCACUCCUGUGCACUCAAGUUCUCACUGCAGAGCUCUGGCUUCUUUCCUUGACACACUUUGGAAAGGGCUGGCCAACUCAGUGUGUACCCAUGAGCUCACUGGGCCUCCCCGCUGUUCCUCACCUCCUCUGUUUUCUGAGAGGAGACACCAAACGGGUAAAGCACAGAAAGAGAACUCAGGAUGCACGGAUCAAACUAACUGGAAAAAUCAGACUCUCAUUCUCUACUGUGGUUUUAGCUGCAUUUGCAAAAUCUGCUGCUGGCAGGGAAGGCAGUCCUGGGCCCUGUGUGGUCCUUCCAACCCUAGGUUCCCUCCGGAGCACCUCCCACAAAGUCCUAAAGGAUCUCUGAAGGCAAGAGUUUACACUGGGCUGCCUGGCUCGGAGCAGAGACGUCCUGGGUCCCUUCCCAGCUGGCAGUCCAGCCUCGGGGUGAAUGCUGGAGCAAAGUCCCCACAGGAUCGGGGUGUCCAGGAUGUGCGCCCGCGGACCCCCACGCCCCCUGCACCUGCUCCCAGGGCCCGGUCUCGGAGCGCUUCCCUCUGCUCAGCCUCUGUCCUCAAAGCCUGUGGACAUCACCUUCUUUCCCGGGCAGGAGUUCCUCUUGACUCACACACGUUGUUAAGAAGAAACAAGCAAAUGGAGUCAUUUGCUCCCCAUGACAGCAAACCAAGACUUAAUUACAGUUUCGACCUCUCCCAGGAAUGUGACCUUUUAACAAUCUGACAUUUCCCGAGCGGCGCUGGUGAGGUCAUCUGAAUGGUAAAAGCCGUGCAUCAUGGCCCCCAUCCACCCCCCAAAGCUGUCCUGCCCUCAAACAAUGCUGUCUCUUCUCUUGCUCACAACUUCUUGCCCCACCCUCCUGCCUAUAAAAACCUUCGUUUCCUGCAGCUCCUUACACCAUCGCUCCGCUUGCUGGAUGGGAUGCUGCCCGGUUCAUGAAUCGUUUGAUAAAGCCAAUUAGAUUUUCAAACUUACUGGGUUGAAUUUUGUCUUUUAAUGGUGUCGAUGCUGCACAAGCAGUAAGGUGCGUCCGCCAGCACCCGUCUCCCCCCAGAUCGGGGGCAUCUCCCACAGCUGAUGUUCUGAAAUUCAGUCUGUCCUGGCAGGACCUCAGGCUUUAUCGCCACCUGAGUCCCCACCCCCGCCUCCAACAUCCUGGAAGUGACUUUCAGUUUUCUGGAGUGGGGCAAGGGCUGAAGUGUCCCCUCCCUGCCCUUCCCAGGCCGCACCCUUCGCUAGGGCGCCUUGGAAGCCGCAGGGGCCGGAAAUUCGCGGUCCUCACUGCCCCCACAAUGUGCCUGGGUUUGGGGGUGCUACUCUGGGGCUGGCAAUGUGAAGAUAACCGGAUAGGCACUUUUCUUUGUGCUAAUAAUGCAGGCAUUGAAUAUGCAUCGAAAUAAGUGGGUCAUUGGCUGUGUGUUUCCGCUGACGGUGCCGCCGCGAGAUUCGCGUUGCAUGGGGACACCGCUGUCCCUUCACCUCCGUGUGGCAUGCAUGCAGUCUUGAGAAAGAUGCGCGGCUCAGAUGCGAGUGCGCUUCGGUCUGAAAGACUUAGUUGGUCAAGUCCGUAAACCCUAAUUUCCUUAGCAGAACACAGGGGCAAAUGUAGGCCCCACGGUGUCGAGUUCUGUGACGGUGCAGAGCCUGGAGCCUGACAAAGAGUGAACCUUUCACAAAUGUCAUUUUUGUCUCAGGUCCUUACUACUGAUGCUUAACGUCCUUGCUGAAUGAUUCGGGGCUUUGGUCUCUGUAGGAACAGUUGGCCACGCGCUCUAUCAAAACCCGGCCCUGUGGCCUUGAUGCCCUUCAGCUGUCCACAGAGUGAGCAGUUUUCCUCUGGAGCAGACAGCCCAUCAGUUCUAGAACAAGGAGAAGGAGGCGGGAGGGUUCUAUGAAUCUGCAGGAGGCGGGGCCGCUGGUGGCCUGCCGGGAGCCUUCCUCCGCUCACCUUGUCUUCCGAGGAGGCCACCAAGGCUCCACGGCUAAUGCUUUUUCUAUCAGGAGCCAAUGGGGAGUCUCUUCCAGAGCGUGUCAGUGCAUAUUUACAAAGAAAACCAAGGAGUGAGUGAUUUCCUUCUUUGUUUCACUGGUCAGGGCUGGAUGUCGCCUGAUCUAGAUGCUGGGCCUGCCGCCAACCUUGGUUUAAUCACGUGGCCCGUUUGUGUCUUCCCAACCCCACUGUUAUAACUCCCACCUCCCAGGAGCUGCGGGUGCAGAAGGAGAAUACAAGUCACUGAGCACAGGUGUGAGUGUCCUUCCUAACGCCACCCGCAGCCUCCCAGCGUCCGGCAAGGUCCCCCCUGGCUCACGUCCCGGGGCCCCAGCGGCCUGGUGGGUGUGAACGGUGGGCGACACAGGGCCAGCCGAGUCCCAUUUUGAGUUUCCAACAGUGGUGGCAUGAACUCUGCAUAAAUUUGUUGGCUAGCUGUGUUCGAGCAGAGUACUCUUUGGGCUUACGUGUGUACUCGAGGGUCUGCGUGUGUGUCCCGUGCGGCCUCUCGGCCCCUCUGCGGACGUGUGCCUACCACGUUCCUCACCAGUGAGCAUCUUCUGUGCCUGGCCGACUGAAGUUUUUGAGUGAGCCAAGGGCAUCCAGUUGUCUUUCUCUUGUGUCCUGUUCCUGAUGUGUGUGGGGCGGGGGAAGGCUGAAUGAGAUCUUUUUUGAGUGUCGUGAAGAUAAGUCAUUUCUAAGCUGAGAGCUAGUGGGAGAAAUGGUGGCAUGAACAUUAAUUAGGGGGCUAAGUCACCCUGGGGACCAAGAAAAGGAUCCGAAAACUAGCCUUCUCUCCCAGCACUAUAAGUACGUCCCCAUCCCUUCACUCCCUCUCCCCCCACCCCACUAAAACCAGUCCAAGAAAAGAAUUGUGGCUCGAGAUGCCGGGUACGUUUGCAGAGUCCCGGGCAGAAUGUCUCACAGGGGUUGGAACUGCAGGCUGUAGGUACGACAGAAACGGUCCGUGUUUCUGCCGCGGGCUGCAGUGCGGCUCUUCCUCAACACCUCUCGUGUCGCCUGGGGCUCGGAGAUGGGAGCUGCACGAUGUGAGAGCCUGUGACACCGCCCGGGGCCUGAGUGACCAAUGCAGAGCCCCCAUGCUUACCUGCUGCAAGGGGCACUAGUCCUUGUGGAGUCCAGGUUCCUCUGAAAAAAAGGCCCGUGGAGCCCAUUCUUAAUUCCAUUUUAGCCAGUCAUACAGUGUUCUUAGUAUAAACCUGAGGCAGGGGUCACAUGGACCCUCCCUAACCCAAACCCUCACCGCUGACCCCUCACCGCUGACCCCUCACUGCCAACCCCUCACUGCUGACCCCUUCUUUCUUUGGGACUUCCAGGCAUCAUCCCCUUGGCUUUCCCUUUGGUGUCGCUGGCUGCUCCUUGGCCUCCUUCCCAUUUCCUUUCCACAGAGUGCUGUUCUUACAGCAUCUGAUUCUGGCUUUCCUCACAAGGGGACCCUGACAUGAGGAUUGGAGAGCAAGGUGUUCAUGGGAGAGAUGGUUCCAGUGGCACCCCCUGGUUCGAGGGGUGUGAGGCAGCGAGGGGACGAGACGGGGGCAGGGGUCCCCUACACUCACUGUGGGCAUCUGGAGCCCAGUGCCGUCGGAGCCUUGAAUUCAGUGGAGAACAGGCACCGCAGGGCUGUCCUUCCCGAGGGCUGAGGGAGCUGGGACGUGUAACCAGGCGGGCUCAGGGCCUGGGGCACAUGCUCAGAUACAGGGGCAGGGCUCGCAGGGGGACCACACUGGCUCAAAUAUCCAGGUCAUCCUACAGCCAGGGGAUGGACACUGCCUGCAGGGGUUAACCUCUUCAAAAUCAAAUGAAAGCAGUGACAACAGCAACACCGAGAGAGCACAGGAAUCAUGAAAUUGCUGGAAGGUCCUGGUGCCGGCUCCUUGUGCCCAGCACGCUCCAGCCACCUGGGCCUGUUGUCCCCGCACUGAGCACGGUGACUUGUGGUUAUCCGACUGCUGUCUUUCCUUCUCUGUCAGCUUCCAUGGGAGACUGCUUCUUCUCACUGUCGCUGCAGAACCUAGAAGCAUCCUUGGUGCCCAGUAGAUACGUGUUGGGUACACAAAUCAACCAUUCAUCAGACUUCAUAUGAAAAAUAAGCUUCCUGUGGAGCCGGUGACUUAAUUAGGAAAAAUAGACGUGUCCCUGGAGACUUUAGUGGGGAUAUGUGAUUAUUUUGGACCAGACAAUUGAUUUCGAAGACAACAAUGUUGAUGUGCCCUGUGUGACUGGCUCAGUGGCUGGUAGCUCCCAUAACACACACCGGCGGGACUGGCUUGGCAGCCAGGGCUGGUUUUCAUGCUCUGCUCUUACCAUUCGGAAAUUCUUAAUAUCGUUUGAAGAGCAGGCCCCAUAUUUCCAUUUUGCUCCUGGCCUUGCAAAUGAGACUACUGACCCUUGGGGUCACACAGAGUAGCAUUCCUGAAUACAGACCCAAACCAGCAUUUUCCCUCUUUGUGCAUCCUUUCUGGUGGGUCAGCCACAGGGUCUGGGUGAGGGGCCUGAGCAUUGCCUGGAUGUUUCCUGGGGCCAGCUCAUGGUGCUCAUUCACACGUGUGGCUACGGGGCACCAUCCCCUCCUCAGAUAUUCGAGGUGAGUGCUGCUGCUGCUCCGGAGGCUGGAGGCUGGAGGCUGGUGAUUUGCACCCCAGCACGGCAGCCAGGCUUUGGAGACAGCUGCUGUGGGUUCAUGUGCGGAGAGGCAGGGCUGUGCCUGGUUAUGUCGGGAUGAGCUUUCCCGAGGAGACUUCUCUGCAGUGUCCUUAACACCCCAGGUUCACAGGAACUGCAGCAGAGCCGUGCAAAUACAGUCUCUCAGACUUCACUCCCAGAAAUGUGGAUGUGGGCCUGGCAGGUGCAGGAGUUUGCUUUUAACAAUCUCCUUGACCUUGUGAAGGACAAAGCCGCAAGGGACACUCAGCCACAGGCUUUCUCUCUGACACUUCAUUAUGAAAAUUUUCAAACAUAUAGAAAAGUUGAGAGGACUCUGUAGGGACCACCAAUAUCCUCACCACCAAGAUUAUGCAAUUAACAUUUUGCUACAUCUCCUUUAUCACAUGUCAGUCCAUCCAUCCAUCCAUCCAUCCGUCCAUCUACCAUUACUCCAUCCAUCCACCCAUCCGUCCACAUCCACCCACCCCUAGACUUCAGUAUACUCCAUUCACAAACACUUCCUGCUCAGAUCUCUGAUUUUCCAUGACGAAGCAAAACGUGUACGCAGCGAAUGUUUGUGAAUGCAUAAGCCACACCAUCGGGCUCAUAGGCUAGCCCCC